Molecule: messenger RNA, 1293 nt
Organism: Zasmidium cellare ATCC 36951
Lineage: Eukaryota; Fungi; Ascomycota; Dothideomycetes; Mycosphaerellales; Mycosphaerellaceae
Exons: 3
Coding region: 1-1293 (430 amino acids)
Biological process (GO): protein import into peroxisome matrix, docking
Cellular component (GO): cytosol; peroxisomal membrane
Source: RefSeq, a predicted model, not a curated record
AUGGCGGAUGCUAUGUGCGGGCCCUCCAACCCGCUCCAGCAGUUCAAGCAGCAAACCGAUAUCGAUCGAACCCUCCAGCAAGACCGCCUUACCUCGAGGCAGAACCCAGCCCAAGGCUUUCGAUCGCAGCAUCCCAGUAAUGGUGCGUUAGACCACGAGUUUGAGGCCUUUCAGGCUGGCGUGGAACCCCAACUACUCGACCAUGUCCAGCCCUUUCAACGCCCCGCUGGCUUCGGUGCUCCCUCUCAAGCCCCAUCAUGGGCUGCAGACUUCCAGCGACUACAAAUAUCGCCUCAGCCUAUGCAACAGCCACAGCACUUUCACCCAGGACCGAGUACGGCCAACUGGACGUCAGGCUUUCAGGACUACGUGGCCCAGACUGCACCAAAGGCUCAGACUUCCUCUCCCUCGCCACUCGCCUUUCAGCAAAGAGCAAGAGGCUAUGGCAAUUUUGGCUUCCAGAGCUCGCUCCCACAGCAAAGCUUCGCCCCAAAUAUGCAGUCCAAGGGUAAAGAGCCGGUAGUAGCAGACCAGUUUGACGAGGCGGCAUUCGCAAAGGCCUUCGAUCAAGCCCACGAGGAUAUGUUGGGAGUAGAAGAGACUGUUCAGGGUCACGAGAACGUACAGGAGGAUAGUCUCGAAGAGUUGGUCGAGAAGAUCGAGCAAGCUGCUGAGCAGGGCGCGUCUCAGAUGCUGAACGAGUCGAACGAUGACUUGGAUCAAUUGGAAGACUUCAACCCCAGUCGGAUUCACGGCGGUGAUGUUGAGCACGAUCCAGAACAACUACUACACGAAGAAGAGCAGGCCCAGGAACGACCCCAAGAGGACGACGACGCCCUCGCAGCGACUGCGCAGGAACUCCUCGAGAAGGUCGAACACAAUCAGUCCGACAAGUUCAAGAAUAGCCAGUUUCUUGACCUGAUGCGAAAGUUGAGAGAUAGAGAAGUGCGAGUGGAAGGUGACAAGAUGGUUGAGACUGCAAACGCCUCCUCCACCUCCAUGGCAGACGACACACUAAACGCCUCUAGCACCAACCAGAAUGCACAACGCGUGUAUUACGGCAAACCUCAGCCAGUCCCUUUGCCCGCACACACUGUCGAUACCCGGCCUCCUGAGUAUGAGACAAGGAUACCGCCACAAGAGCAGGAUCACGAUCCAGGAAGGAUCAAUCCGAACGACGGGCAGGACGUGGUUGAUCUUUUGAAUCAACGAGGCGCGAUAACUGAUGACAUGGCAUCACCCAACACAUCGAUCUCCCAUAUGCUCUACGGGCCAAACGGCACGCUAUCCUAG